Molecule: messenger RNA, 4914 nt
Organism: Varanus komodoensis (Komodo dragon)
Lineage: Eukaryota; Metazoa; Chordata; Lepidosauria; Squamata; Varanidae
Gene: GOLGA2
Product: golgin A2
Exons: 28
Coding region: 87-3233 (1048 amino acids)
Biological process (GO): Golgi organization
Cellular component (GO): Golgi apparatus; Golgi cis cisterna; cis-Golgi network
Molecular function (GO): protein binding
Source: RefSeq, a predicted model, not a curated record
GGCGGAGCCUCCGCUGCCCUCGCGCCGUCGCUCCCCUCCCACCCCCGCCCCGCACCGGGCUGACGUGGCCCGGGCCCGGCGCGGACAUGGCGGACGGCAGCAGGCAGAGCAAGCUGGCGGCGGCCAAGAAGAAGCUGAAAGAAUAUCAACAGAAGAAUAGCCCUGGGCCAGCAGCUGGAGCCAAGAAGAAGCGAAAAGGUAAAGAAGGAAGUAGGCCAGAGACACCAACUAAUGAUGACACAGAAUCUCCUGAAAAUAUUCAGAACAUUCUGAAGGUGCUGGUGUCAGACCUUAACCGCUCCAAUGGGGUAGCCAUACCUUCAUUGGACAAGAGGAAGGCGUACUGUGACGGCGAUGUUGCCACUCCCAAUGCAGAACAACCUGCUGCUGGUGCUCCCCCGUUGCCUUACAGCCACGGUUUGCCUAGCUCUGCCGCUCCGAGUCCCGAUAGCAUGCAGCUGUCGCAGAUAUGUGACUCUGACCAUAAAAAUAUGUUGGAAGAGACUAGGUCCCUCUCACUGACGGAGAGUCUCCGCCAACUCUCUGAGCAGAUUAACGGCAUGGUCAAUCAGCCCACAGCUUAUGUGAAUGGGGAAAAUGCCACGUCUUCCACAGACAUGAAGGAGAUGGCGACACGUUAUCAGGAGCUGGCAGUAGCCCUAGACUCCAGCAAUCUAACAAACAAACAGCUCAGUACAAAGAUAGAGGAACUGAAACAGCAGAACCAAGAGACUAUGAAUCAGCUGGAGAAGGAAAAGAAGGGGUUUGAACAGAAAUUUGCAAAAGAGCAAGCUGCAUUGCGAGAACAGUUACAGGUCCACAUUCAAACCAUCGGAAUCCUGGUUUCUGAGAAAUCUGAGCUGCAGACAGCUCUUGUGCAUACACAGCAGGCCGCUCGACAGAAGGCUGGAGAAGCCGAGGACCUCGCCGCUCGGUUGCAGUCCUCUCGUCAAAGGAUAUCUGAGGUGGAGCACACGCUUUCCUCCCUCUCUACACAGCAGAAACAGGCAGAGAAACAUAACAAAGAGCUGGCAAAGGAACGAGACGCUCUGAAACUGGAAGUCUACAAGCAGAGCAAAAGUGGCGAUGAACUCAAGCAGCAGAACUCUGAACUGUCGGAAAAGCUACGCAGCCUGAUCUCUGAGAACUCGGCCAUGAAGCUGGAUGUGGAAGAUCUGCACAAGAAACUUGAAAUGGCUGAGCUGAUGAUUCAGCAGUUUGCGAGCCAGCCAGGCGUGCCAGAUGCCAGUCAACAGAUGCAGAUGGCGCUGGAAGAAAGAGCAAAUUUAGAGACACAAAUUGCUCAGCUGUCGGAGUCACUGCAGCAACUUCAGGCUGAACGGGAUCAGUAUGUCCACAAGCUGAAGGAGGAAGGCGGAGUUUGGCAGCAGCGAGUCCAGAUGCUUUCUGAGCAGGUCUGUGCUUUGACUGAAGAAAAGGACCUAAAUGUCACUCGCAUUCAGGAGCUGGAGGCCAACUUGUCUGAGUUGCUCAGCAGUCAGUCUGCAGUGAAGCCCCAGGAAGGCGAGCUGGGCCCUGCUGCCGGGCCCACAGAAGCUGAGCUGCGCUUGCAAGGGGAGCUCGCCCAGCUGCAGAAGGAGAAGCAGGAGCUCCAGGAGCAGUGCCAAGUCCAGGUGCGAGACAACCAGCAGCUGAGCCGCCUCAAUCAGGAGCAGGAGGAGCGGCUGCAGGAGUUGGAGAAGGCGCUGCAGCGCUACAGCGAAGAGGCCGUGGACAGGCACCAGAUCCUGGAGGACAUGCAGAGCGACAAGGCCACCAUCAGCCGGGCCAUGGCUCAGAACCGGGAGCUGAAGGAGCAGCUCGCCGAGUUGCAGAACGGGUUUGUCAAAUUGACCAACGAGAACAUGGAGGUGACCAGUGCCUUGCAGUCAGAGCAGCACGUGAAGAAGGAGCUGGCCAAGAAGAUUGGGCAGUUGCAGGAGAAGCUGGCCGAGCUCAAGGAGAUGGUGGCUCAGAAGACGCAGGAGGCGCAGACAUGUCAGGAGCAGCGGGACCAGUACUACACCCACCUCCAGCAGUACACCGCAGCCUACCAGCAGCUAGCCGCCGAGAAGGAGGAGUUGCACAAGCAGUAUCUUCUUCAAACACAGCUCAUGGAUCGCCUGCAGCACGAGGAGGUUCAGGGCAAAGUGACUGCUGAGAUGCACUUUAAAGAGCUGCAGCAGGCAAAGGAAAGCCUGGAGAUGUUUGCCAAAGAAAACAAAGAGUUGCAGGCCCAUGUCAGCCAACUGCUGGAAGAACUGGAUGCAAAGAUGCUUCCCAGGGCACAAGGGGACGGAGUGGAAACCGAAGAGGCUGCAGAGGACCGGGAGACUCUUCCACUCAGCAUCCCAGAGGAUUUUGAAAGCAGGGAGGAAAUGGUCGCUUUCUUGACAUCUGCCAUGUCCCAAGUGGAGACGGAGCGUGAGGAGAUGAGGCAGCAAGUGGCUGAGCAGAAGCGGCAAUGCAGAGGCCUCCUGCAGCAAAUGGCGUUCCUGCGGAAGGAGCAGCAGCUGUCUGCCACUUUGGGAGGAGGUUCCGUCGCAGACUCCGUUCCAGUAGAAGUACACGAAGCCUUAAAAAGCGCCAUGGAGAAGUUGCAGUCCCGAUUCACAGAGCUGAUGCUUGAGAAGGCAGAGCUGAAAGACCGAGUAGAAGAGCUGGAGCACCGCUGUAUACAGUUGUCUGGAGAAACGGACACUAUAGGCGAGUACAUUGCCCUGUACCAGAGCCAAAGGGCUAUCCUGAAGCAGCGCCAUCGGGAGAAGGAAGAGUACAUCAGCCGACUGGCCCAGGACAAGGAGGAAAUGAAGAUGAAGUUGCUGGAACUCCAGGAGCUGGUGAUGCGCUUGGUUAGCGAGAGGAACGAAUGGUACAUGAAGUACAUGGAGGUGACGCAGGGUGCGGUGCCUCAGUUGACCCCAGGGAGUGAAGCUGCUGUUCUGGCGGAGAGGCGCCUGGAGCUGAGUGCCACUGAUGCUGAAGGACUGAGAGAGGUGAGCCUAACGGAUGAGCCGGAGCGAGAACCUGCAGCAUCCCAGCCACUCCCACCUCACAGCGACGGCAAAGGCCUCCAGCCAGCUCCUCAGGAUCCAACGGCCAAGCAGAUCAUGCAGCUUCUCCAUGAGAUUCAAAACCCCCGGGACAGGCUGGGCUCCCUCUUGGAAAACCCAUGCAUCCCCUUCUUCUACCGGGCGGAUGAGAACGAUGAGGUUAAAAUCAUGGUGGUGUAACCGGGUGUGGAGCCAGUGAAGGACAGAACAUGUCCUGUAUUGUUUUCUGUCCUGCCUGCCUGGGCUGCAGCCUGGGGACACGUGGUCCGAGCUGGGCAGAUCCUGAGAGCUAGGCAUCUAAUUUUCCCUUUGGUUGUUCCUGAAUGAACUAUGCAGGGCCACCAGAUGAAGCUGCAGGGAGACUUAGUUCUCUUGGCAUUUAAUUCCGAGAGCCAGUCAGUUUUUCAGCCCACGACACAGUUCUACUAGUCACCCUUGCCACUCGCCCGCUCCGUUUCCACUGGGACCAGGUGGCUUGGAGCCUUUGGUCUUGGCCGCUCGGCCUGCCUCACACCUGGACAUACGAGCCUUCGUCUCUAGCCGUCACCACCACCACGCCCCAGACAGACAGAGGUUUGACUGGCUACCUAUUUAGGCAAGCUGCUCUGGCGGGUGGCAUUUUUUCAGUUACCUCUUUGGGUGAGGCUUCUGGCUACGUAGCAGAGCUGGUCUGAGGGUGGGAUAGCUGCACCGUUGAAGGUGACACACGAGUCCUCUACGUUGGAUGGUUUUAUUUAGUUUUAAAGAUGAGGAAGCCUAGUUAAAAAGAAGCCAAUCACUGGAAAAACAAAUGUGUUUUUGCGUUGAUUUCUGGAAUUUAAGUUGCCUGUAAUUGGAUUUCCUGUGGUUGAGCAGGGGUGAUGAGACUCUAUUGGGAUAUUCUGAAUAAAAGUUGUUUUUGGUUCUGUAAGCCCUAGUAUGAAACUAGGCAGAAGAAUUCUAUGAAGGGAUGUAUCUUGAGUGGAAGCAGUGUUGCCAGUGCGGGAGGGAGGGAGGGAGGGAGGGACAGACGGACAGACGCGAGGAUUUGUUCUGUGCGUAGCCUGACUCUUCUGCGGGAGAUGCUCUGUGGAAGAGAGUGCUGCCUUGGCACACAGGGUAGCGGAAGUUGUAGGCCGGUGGUGUGGCUGCUCAUGCAUCACUGCGGUCCUUGUGGAAGUGGAGGCGCCAGCAAGAUGAGCAGCUGUGCUCUCACCCUGCACUUCUCUGUAAGGCAGUUUGCCAGUCGCUUAUGUAACUGAUUCGCCCAUUGUUCGCCACUGCCUUUUCCCAGCAGAACCUGCUAGAGACAGUGCAUCCAAAGCACAUAGGGGAUUUUCUGGAACAGCUUCUUUCUGCCCAGUUUUCCAACACAGCAUGACUGUAGACGAGAUCACUGUACUCUUCCAGGCUCUAGAGAGCUGCAUGUCCCCAGGGGAUUCUUGACUGAAAAACAGAAAAGGCACCUGAGGAAUUGGCACAGCCAUCGUUUUGACUGUCAGUGUUACUCCCUCAGUGGAUCGUGUCAGGGCAGAAGCACAGCGGGCUUGUGAGCUCCUGUUUGCACGAGUGUACAUAGUGUAUCUGUGUAACAUUUUGUAUAUACCUUGAAUAAAGGAGAGAGGAAUCCUUUGGCAGCAUUUCUGGCUGCUGGAAGGCAACUUGUAACCUUGUAUAAUAUAAAAAAGAUCUAACUUCAGUGGGGCAGGGUGGCCAGCAGCAAUGUGAUUUAAUAUAGAACACUAUUCAAUAUUUAUUGGGUGUCUGGUUUUGAGGAACGUGAAAGGAAAACCUGUAUUAAAGAAAUCUUGCAUUCUAUUGCAGAGGUAAUUUAAUCCCGUUACAGAAUUGUUCUUUCCAAAUAAACCUGUUCCACCUAGCA